Messenger RNA from Gregarina niphandrodes, 3078 nucleotides. Its product is annotated as Cse1. The record is from RefSeq and is a predicted model, not a curated record. NCBI's taxonomy places the organism in Eukaryota, Apicomplexa, Conoidasida, Eugregarinorida, Gregarinidae. The transcript has a single exon. Gene Ontology annotation, cellular component: nuclear envelope; cytosol. Gene Ontology annotation, biological process: protein export from nucleus; protein import into nucleus. The coding region runs from base 1 to 3078 and encodes 1025 amino acids. Gene Ontology annotation, molecular function: nuclear export signal receptor activity; small GTPase binding.
AUGAGUUCGUUGUCAAAUGAAGUCCUAAGAGCCCUGGACUCAAUAUGCAGCUCGAAUGUUGAACAGAUGAAACGGGCUGAACGUGAAUUAACCGCGUGGGGAUCUUCAAAGGACCCGAAUUACAUCAAGAUAUUAUUUGAAAUCGUCAAUGGCGAGUCGACAUCCCCUGGAAGACUAGUGGCUUGUAUUCAGUUGCGAAACAUUGUAAAGAGAUCCUUAGGUGAGUUGCAGAACCUGGAAACCGGAGCGGCGCAAGACGAGGCGGUGAUGAAGGUUGCGAUGGAUGAGGUGGUGGGGAGUUGCGUGAAGCUGUCUGGCCAGGAGCAGUUGUUGUCGUACAUGUUGGAGAUAGUUAAAUUGGUUGCAGAGGACUACUUUCCGCAGGAUUGGCCGGAGCCUCUAUCAUACUUGAUGACGAAUUUGGUUGUGCCGUUCUACACUACAGCUAGUGAAGCUAUAGGUGACCCGGCCGGAAUUUCCAAGAUAGAUCCAGUCGUAAUGGAGAAAACGGUGGCUGCCUUCUUGGUGUUGAAGGCGUGCUUUUCAAAGUACGACUAUGUAGGGAGUACCCCGGAACUAUUGUCAAAUUUGGCGAAGGUGUUGCAUUUUUGUCAAACACCAAUUCUGAAUUGUUUCAAACUAGCGGCAGUGGUUCUGGUGAAAUUCCCUAUGGUGGAUGUUAAGGUGUACCAGUGGUGGAUGAGCAUUUGCACUUCUGCCCUACAAUGUAUAGUUUCCUUCCACCACGUGGAUUUGCCGGAGUACUUCGAAGACCACUUGCAAGAGCUGAUGGAGGUGGUAAGUCACUGCUUCUUGGUCUCGGUGAGCGAGUCGUAUAUGGAUCAGAUUCCGCCGGGUAAGAAUGCCGACAGCCCGUACGCCUCCGAUCUGCUGAAGACUGCCUGUUGCAAAUUGCUUUAUUGUUAUGUGUCUCGGUACACUGAUGAAUUCUUACCGUACAUUGUGAAUAUGACAGUGGACUUGGUCAAUUGUCUGGACAAGCUGCCAGUUGAGCCGCACACUGAAGAUGUCUUCACCCACGGGUUGGAUGUGUUGAAGAAAGCUGCGUACUACAGAUGGCCGGAAGAUGUGUACCCUUUUAAUCCUAAUACGGAAGCGGGGAGCGCUACAUUACGGACUGUGUUGAACGGGAUUAUUCCGAAACUGAUGUUGCUCAAAGCCGAUGAUUUGCAGGACAUCGAGGAUGAUCCGAUGCAGUUUAUACAGCGGGACAUAGAGGGUCAACAGCGUGUUACGCGGCGAGAGAAUUUACGAGAGUUAAUUACUACCCUCAUUACGAGGCAGCCAACCGUCGUGGGUCCCCAGUUGGUGGCAUUGUGUGGCCGGUGCAUUUCCCAAGGGACCGAUCCCCUCUCUCAGGAGUGUGCCUGUUUCCUGCUUUCGGCUAUUUGCACGGAGACACAAACGCGUGCUCGAGGAGUCACAAAAAUCCGUGGCGAGGAAGAUAUGAUGCGCUUUAUAGACUCCAAGGUACUCCCCACCCUAUUGUCGCCGGCUGUGGCCUCCGGAGCGGGUAGUCUGAUUCACGCCACCUAUUUCAAGUUUGCGACUCUGUUCCGAAACUUUAUCCCCGUGGAGUACCUGGAAGCGAUCGCCGAUAUUGCUGUUCAAAAGGUGGUAGAAGGCACGUCCAUUGUGCCCUCCUACGCGGCCGAUUAUCUCACGCAUGUUAUGGCCUUGAAGCAGAAGCCCAAUGGCGACGGCUACGCCUCCGAAUCAUAUAUUCGAAUAAACAGCUACAUUCCCAAAUUAUGUCUUACUCUGCCGGUAGUUGUCGAUGUUCUAGCCAACGAUCUGGAGAAGAUUGAAGACGAAUUUUUGGUCAAGUACUUUUGGAGUUUAGCAGCCGUGUGUCCGUUGCCUCCUGCCGACUAUAUCAGUUUCCUGAAGAAGGUUUUAGACAUGGUUAGGUCCUACGUGCUCAAGGGAAGAAAUCCGCGAAUAAGGCACUUUUUGUUUGAGAUUGUCGGCAGCCUUGUGAAGCAAGCGCCGACCAUUCAGGGCGCGGUGGGCAUGACGGCCAAUGCGGCGACCCCGAACACGUCCGCUACAUCGUCGCAGCAGUCAUCUCCGUCGGCUGGGAAACGUGUGGGUCUUGCGGACUUGGUUCAAUUCCACGCGUAUGUGGCCACCAUACUAGAGGAAAUGCUCCAGUCGGAGGAGACAGGUCUGCACCCGUACUGCUACCAAAUUCUAGCCGGCUUGAUUCAGACUCUACCAAGCAUCUAUACGAUGGACGAGUUCUACGCCUUGGACCCGCCCCAAGCCAUGACUUCAACCACCACCAAGCUCACCAACUUGGGUCAGGACCAGACGGCCGCACAGGAUGUUGGUUCAUCCUUAUCUGCCUUAAAGCAAUUGUACUUCCCGAUGUUACAGGGACUUAUGAGCCAGUCCAAGUGGACUUCUGAUGUGGCCAGUGCUAACGGUUUGAGCGAAUGUGUGUGCGCUUAUAUUCCGCGCAUCUUCCUCUAUGACGAUGCCCGAGAGCCUAUGAUGAAAUCCUUCCUCGAUGGCUUCAAUAUCGCUUUCCACCAGCGAAGAGUUAGCAAGCAACUGAGCUCUAAGAUCCUGCUGCACGUCUUGGCUUCAUUUAGCCCAACCGAACUCGGAUCCUGGACGCCAAAAAUCAUCGGCAUUUUAAUGCCGCAAAUGAUGGACACAAGCUCAAUGGUCGCCGCCUGCAUCUGCAUCCUGCAAUAUCCAACCCUUGUCGAAGUCGUCAACCAAAACUGCGGGCUGGAUUCGCUCCUACGAAGCAUGCUAAAGAUUUGCGACCGACCUAUCGCGCUGCAUGACAAGUUUGCCAUCAAACUCGCCUGUGAUGUAAUUGCAGCCAACCACAAGGAACGAGACCUGCCCCGACAGAUUUAUGACGCGCUCCAAAAAAACAUUACCAUUGAAAGGAAACAACGAGAGGAGCAACAACUUACUGACCAAAAUUUCGAUGAUACUUCUUACAAUGUGUUGGCCUCCGUUCGCGACAUAAGUGGAACAAAAAAUGCCAUCAGAAGAAUCCUAGUCAACAAACAAUUGGUAGAUCUCGCAUCUUUAUAA